This is a messenger RNA of Glarea lozoyensis ATCC 20868, 1809 nucleotides long. RefSeq lists its product as uncharacterized. The transcript has 7 exons. The record is from RefSeq and is a predicted model, not a curated record. NCBI's taxonomy places the organism in Eukaryota, Fungi, Ascomycota, Leotiomycetes, Helotiales, Helotiaceae. Bases 1 to 1809 code for a protein of 602 amino acids.
AUGGUGGUGCUCCAUACCAGCGAUGGUGACAUCGAAGUCCGCCUCGUUAAGCUUGAUAGCGAUACCGAAAGUUUUGAAGAAUACGGUUACGUGGAUGAGCUAGACUUUGAUAUUGAUUCAGAUGAAGCUAUCAAGUCAGUCAAACGUUUGAUAGUCGCUCAAGAAGUGUGUUAUGGUAUUGAAGUCACUUUAAAGAAGGGAUUUCGGCAUGGUAUUUACAUUGGAGGGUUUUUCCUUAAGCUUGAUGAUGUAGCUUCGGGGAAGGAAAUGGACGACGAGGAAGUUUUCAGAAUUGAGAAGAUUCCUCAAGUAAUGUUAGAAGGGGAGGUAAGGAACGAUGUCAGCCUUGCAUUUCAUGCGUUAAAUCCAGAAGACAAUAUUAGCGAUGAUCUCAACGAUGCACAGCUUGGAAGCUUGAAGGUCACGAUCGUUAGACUUGGAAAACUUCGGGAAACAGGAGCCAUAUUAUCCAGUCAUGUCUCAGUGCCAGACAUGACCAAGCGCCGGGACGAUACUGGUCAAGUUAAUUACAACAAAAGAGGAGUAACUCACGAUAUUAGCUUCAUAGGAGGAACGAGCAAUGACAAAAGCAGCUUGACAGCGGGCACGACCGUCAAGAAUCUUGUUAAUUCUGACACUCGUGAAAGCUAUGAAGUUAUAUUCAUUCCCAGAGCAGCUAGUUAUUUAGAGCAAAAGAAUAUGUUCGAAAUUGAGAAAACCCCAAUCGAGCUUCAUCAUCGGCCUUGGACUUUGGUGCCUAUAAUCGAGGACCAAAGACUCACUGUGGCGCACAAAAUUUCUCUUGCUGGUGAGGAAGCCAACACUGAGGAGAUUCGAAGACAAAUCCUUCAUGAGGGUGUUCGCCCAAACAAGUGGCGAAAGUGGAGUCAACUCAUGGCGAGGGAGCGACCAAUUCUCUACAAAGAACUCCAGCAACGUCUGCAAUACUUCUGGAGAGGAGAAAUCCCACCAGAAGAACAACCUUUACCAAGCAUCCGGAAGGCCCAAGAACGACCACGCUCGCCUGAAGCAGAACCAAUAAGAGCUGUUACCAUUAAAGAAGAAGAGCCUGAGGACCAAGCACAACCAAUCAUCCAGAAAUCCGGAGAACAUCCUCUAGCAGAUAUCCAAAAGCCCUCAGAACACUCUCGCUCCCUCGAAGCAGAAACUGCAAGUGCUGUUACCAUCAAAGAAGAAGAACCAGAAGAUCAAGCACCACCAAUUAACCAGGAAUCAGGAGAGAAAUCCGGCUCAGUUGAAGUUGUAGCGGAAAAAACUCUUACCAUUAAAGAAGAGCCACAAGAGAUUCUUAUAGGACCGCCCAAAAAAUGGACAGGCAAACCGGUAGUGAUCUCAUUACUUUCAGAUUCCGAACACGAGCAACCAACCUCAAGGUCUAACAAUCCAUCCACAAAAAGAAGCAAAAGUGCAAAAGCUGCACCACGCAUUAAAUCAGAACCUACAAACAUCCCUUCGUUUGACACGACAUCCUCCCAAGCACCUAUACCAACCCCAGGAGGAGUCCUCUCUGUCACCAGUGCCGAUAACCCAGCCAAACGUAUCAAAGUCGAAUCCGAGGCAUCACAACCCAGUCCAAGCCGAGCGGGUGCUGACACCAAAAGUCUCGCCUCUGAUGUGAACUUAAGGAGAUUGAAGGACGAAGACGAGGAACUAGAGGCGGAACUAGCUGCCGCGCAGAGAGUCUCAGCAUUGCUUGAGAAACGUAGGGAGAAGAAGGCAAGAAUUGCGGCUAUAGAGGAGGAACGGCGCAGUGUCAUUGAUACUCCGAGUGUGAGAGGGCUAGAUUGA